This is a messenger RNA of Nothoprocta perdicaria, 789 nucleotides long. RefSeq names its product cleavage and polyadenylation specific factor 4 like (gene CPSF4L). The record is from RefSeq and is a predicted model, not a curated record. Bases 1 to 789 code for a protein of 262 amino acids. NCBI's taxonomy places the organism in Eukaryota, Metazoa, Chordata, Aves, Tinamiformes, Tinamidae. Gene Ontology annotation, cellular component: mRNA cleavage and polyadenylation specificity factor complex. Gene Ontology annotation, molecular function: RNA binding; metal ion binding. The transcript is spliced from 8 exons.
AUGCAGGAGCUGGUGGCUGGGGUGGAGAAGAUCAGGUUUGACCUGGAAACCGAUGUGGAGCAGCAGAGAGGAGCCCGGCUCCUGCCCUUCCCGGAGCUGGGGGCGGCCGCCUGCGAGUUCUUCCGCCGAGGGCUCUGCUCCAAGGGCCUGCUGUGCCCCUUCCGCCACGUCAGUGGCGACAGGACGGUGGUUUGCAAGCACUGGCUGCGGGGGCUCUGCAAGAGAGGCGACCAGUGCGACUUCCUGCACGAGUACGACGUCACCAAGAUGCCCAUGUGCUACUUCUACUCCAAAUUUGGCGAGUGCAGCAAUAAGGAAUGUCCCUUCCUGCACAUUGAUGCCACAAGCCGCGCCACCGGCUGCCCCUGGUACGACCGCGGCUUCUGCAAGCACGGGCCCCUGUGCAAGUACCGGCACACGCGGCGCGUGCUGUGCACCAACUACCUCGUCGGCUUCUGCCCGGAGGGACCCAAGUGCAGGUUCAUGCACCUCAAGGCCGGGCUGAUGUGCAGCAUGGAGCAGACCAAGGCUGGUGACCGUCCCCGAGGGCCGGCACAGGGGAGCGAGCGGCAGCGCCCGGAGCCGCGGCCGGCAGCCAGCACGGCCGAGCAGCCCCUGGGCCCGCAGCGCCUGCCCGAGCCCGUCACCCGCUUCAAGCCCAUUUUUGGGGGUGUUUUGGAGCUGCGGGGCUGGCCGGCAGCCUUUCCGUGCCAGCUGGGCUGCGAACUGGCCGGGCACAACGUGGUGCCUGGGUCAAAACGCCCUGGCUGCGAGGAUGGGGAGGGCUGA